UCUGUCACCAUGGAAACCUCUCAGGCUGCCAGGACGUUGUCUGUGUGUGUGGUUGAUAUUUAAAGGCGAAGUCUGGCCGCUUGCUCUCCUCCACCAGCCCACCUCCUGGGGUUUCAUCCCAGAGACAGAGGGAGAGGGGCCGAGGCGAGGGAGGAAGGCUUCGGAGAGGCCAGCGGAAGGUCCCCAGCUCUGCCGGGACGCGAGCAUCUCCUCUGGUCCCUGUGUCGAGAGCAGAGCCCUUUCCCCCCCUCGAAUGCCUUCUCCCAUCUGGAGCCCGCGUCACAGCAGCCCCGGAGACAGGGAGCCCCCUCUGCCUGCGCCCCGCUACCCUCGGUGGCUUCGAUUUUGCGCAUCUGGGAGCGGCAAUUAUUUCCACACCACUGAGCGGCGCGGAGAUGACACAGGCGCCUUAAUAGGCUGGGAGCAGGGGCUGCUUAGAGCUCCAUUUGAAACACGAGCCGAACCCUGCGGAGGGCCCCUAAAAGAGGCAUCUGAUCCCAGGGGUACACAGCCAGCUCUUCCCCGGGUCUGCGUCUGCAGAGAAAACUCGGCCUCUGCCACAACGCCGAAGAUUUCCUGGCUGAAGGGUUGGGGAACGAGGACCUCAGCCCCGCUGCACGGGACCACAGGACCCACAUUCUCCGGGGCUUCCAGCAGAUCCGAACCAGGAGGAAAGCUUGGACAAGAGAGCUCUGAGGACAGUCACAGCAGCACUCACGGCCCGUCUUUCCUGUCAGAUGCCCCCUUGUUGGCAGAUUAUCAAGAAGAGGGCGCGGAGGACGUGCUGAGGGCCGCCCAGGACCUGGACAGCGUCCUCAAGCAGGGCUACCUGGAGAAAAAGAGCAAAGACCACAGCUUCUUCGGGCCGGAGUGGCAGAAGCGCUGGUGUGUGCUCCGCAGAGGCCUGUUCUUCUACUACGCCAACGACAAGAGCAGGCAGCCCAAAGGGACCUUCGUCAUGCAGGGUUACAGCGUCCGGAUGGCCCCGCACCUGCGCAAGGACUCCAGGAGAGAGAGCUGCUUCGAGCUGACCUGCGGGGACAGGCGCAGCUACGAGUUUACAGCCACUAGUCCAGCGGAAGCCAGAGACUGGGUGGAGCAAAUUAGUUUCCUGCUGAAGGAUCUGAGCUCUUCAACGAUCCCCUAUGAAGAGGACGAGGACGAGGAAGAGCAGGACGAAGAGCAGGACGAAGAGGGGGAAGAGACCUACGAUGACAUUGACGGCUUUGAGUCCCCGAGUUCUGGUCCCCAGGUCAGACCGACUGCCUUGCCUGGGAGCAUGGGGGCCGAGGCACCUACCAAGGAGAAGGAAGAGGGCAUCUACGAAGUCCUCUCAGAUGAAGAGCUUGACCCGGCGGAGGAGCGUGGGACUCAGCGGAGAGGAGUGGAUUACGCCAGUUAUUACCAGGGCCUGUGGGAUUGCCCCGGUGACCAGCCGGAUGAACUGUCUUUUCAGCGCGGCGACCUCAUCCACAUUCUGAGCAAGGAAUACGGCGUCUACGGCUGGUGGUUUGGAGAGCUGAACAGUCUGGUUGGGAUCGUGCCCCGGGAGUAUCUCGCCGCUGCCUUCGACGUGGAAGACAGUUAAGGCCCAGGAAAAGUUCCUAUCUCCCCUUCCCUAUGGAGAAGCCGAUCAAGGGCUUGGCCCCCUCUUUGCCAACACUAAGUCGAGAGGG
Molecule: messenger RNA, 1676 nt
Organism: Fukomys damarensis (Damara mole-rat)
Lineage: Eukaryota; Metazoa; Chordata; Mammalia; Rodentia; Bathyergidae
Gene: Skap1
Product: src kinase associated phosphoprotein 1
Exons: 15
Coding region: 254-1588 (444 amino acids)
Cellular component (GO): plasma membrane; cytoplasm
Molecular function (GO): protein binding
Source: RefSeq, a predicted model, not a curated record